AUGCCGCCCUCCCUCGCCGACCAAACAACCCGUCUCCGACGAACAUUCCACUACCCAAACGACUCCGACUCCGACGACACCCCCGAAGCCAUGGACGAACAAGAACAAGACAACCUCAUCCAAACCCUCACAACCCAAAACGCUUCCCAAAACGAAUCCACAGCCCGCGUCCUCCUCCUCCUGCCCCUCCUCUCCACAGUCGCCUACGUCCGCCCGCUCCUCGACCCCAAGACCGCUUCGUUUGCCGUCUUCUGCUUGACGUCGCUGCUUGCGACUGCGUUUUUGCUGCAUCGCCUUCCGCCGACGGAGACGGGCAUCGCCGCCAUCGAUGACUGGGCCAGCAGACGGAAUAACUCUUCGUCGUCGUCGUCGUCGUCUACCAGCGCCAGCUCUUCGCUACGACGGCGACAACAGCAUAACGUUCAGUCUCUAGGAGGCGUUUUGGGAAGGAGGGCGGCGGCGCAGGUUGAGAUGCGGUCGCCGUUGGAAAGAACGCUGCCGUAUCUGAAUCUCGGCCUGGUCGUGCUCUUGAUCCUCAUGGGGCUUGUAAGAGGCAACGACCGGGGCGGCGGCUUCGGCUGGGUCAGCAUGGGCAACGUCCCGGGCCUCGUCUACUCCGUCGCCAUCACGGCAAAGAUCGUCAUGGCCGGUGUAGACCCUGAGAGGGAGCUGUCAGGCCUCAAGUACGGUUACAAAGGCGCCUGA
Trichoderma citrinoviride is the source of this 705-nucleotide messenger RNA. RefSeq lists its product as hypothetical. The transcript is spliced from 2 exons. The record is from RefSeq and is a predicted model, not a curated record. NCBI's taxonomy places the organism in Eukaryota, Fungi, Ascomycota, Sordariomycetes, Hypocreales, Hypocreaceae. The coding region runs from base 1 to 705 and encodes 234 amino acids.